AUGUUGCAGUUCUUUGGCUGGCUAGGUAGAUUACCCAUCAGUGCAGCAAGAUUUUCAUUGGCACCUUUAAAACGCUCAUCUCCUUGGCGAGUGUCAGUGGUGUCUCGGAAGUUUCUGGCAACUUUUGAUGGAAAGAUUCCUCUUGAUAAAAUUAAAACUGAAAUAACUACAGAUCCGACGACACAAUUACCUUUAGUAAUAGUACGUCUACCAUUGAAAGAGAACGACUGGCUGGAUAAGGAAAUAGUGGAGGAAUUGAGUAAAAGAUAUGUUUUUCGAAUUGACAAAGAUGGACAACUGGUAGUAGAGUCAUGCCGAACACGAUCAGUUUUUUUGAAUAAAGCUGACUGCGUGGACAAGUUGCGAACUGCUAUUUUGGAUUUGGUGGAUAGUGAACGUUCAAAAGAAGUCGGUGUUUGGAAGGAAACAGAACGGGAAAUUGCUGCCAGAAAUGCUAGGGCUAGGUUAAUUGAUUUUAAUAAAGCUGCGCUAAAGCAGAGUAACUCUAGCUGCAGCAGUAUCAAUGGGCCCGUUUGA
Molecule: messenger RNA, 537 nt
Organism: Enterobius vermicularis (human pinworm)
Lineage: Eukaryota; Metazoa; Nematoda; Chromadorea; Rhabditida; Oxyuridae
Source: the annotation of a GenBank genome assembly